AUGUUUAUAUGGACCAGUGGCCGGACUUCUUCAUCUUACAGACAUGAUGAAAAAAGAAAUAUUUACCAAAAAAUCAGGGACCACGACCUCCUGGACAAAAGGAAAACUGUCACAGCACUGAAAGCAGGAGAGGACCGGGCCAUUCUCCUGGGACUGGCCAUGAUGGUGUGCUCCAUUAUGAUGUACUUUCUGCUGGGGAUCACACUCCUGCGCUCAUACAUGCAGAGUGUAUGGACCGAGGAGGCUCAGUGCACCUUGCUGAAUGCGUCCAUCACAGAAACAUUUAACUGCUCCUUCAGCUGUGGUCCGGACUGCUGGAAACUCUCUCAGUACCCCUGCCUACAGGUGUAUGUUAACCUGACUUCUUCCGGUGAAAAGCUCCUUCUCUACCACACAGAAGAGACAAUAAAAAUCAAUCAAAAGUGCUCCUAUAUACCUAAGUGUGGAAAAAAUUUUGAAGAAUCCAUGUCCCUGGUGAAUGUUGUCAUGGAAAACUUCAGGAAGUACCAACACUUCUCCUGCUACUCUGACCCGGAAGGAAACCAGAAGAGUGUCAUCCUAACCAAACUCUACAGUUCCAACGUGCUGUUCCAUUCACUCUUUUGGCCAACGUGUAUGAUGGCUGGGGGUGUGGCAAUUGUUGCCAUGGUGAAACUCACACAGUAUCUUUCCCUGCUCUGUGAAAGGAUCCAACGGAUCAACAGAUAA
Rangifer tarandus platyrhynchus (Svalbard reindeer) is the source of this 708-nucleotide messenger RNA. Lineage: Eukaryota; Metazoa; Chordata; Mammalia; Artiodactyla; Cervidae. The record is from the annotation of a GenBank genome assembly.